CAUCAUUGGAUGGUUUGCGUGAUGACGUCAUGCGCAUUGACGAAUCCCGAGAGUUUAGCGGUGAGGGCAACACCGGAGGUGCCUGCAAUGUAUAAUCUGGCUGGUCACAGUCCUGCCCCUGAGGGCUAAAGGAUGACGAUCUCUUGCGUUGGGCUCAGUAAGACCUGCUUCCUGCUGUCUCUAUCUUGUGCUGCCCUCUUCCUCUUCAUUCCCUGGAAGCAGCAUGAUUUUCCUCAGCCACAUUGUCUUCCUGCUUGCAAUCUAACACACAGUUUCACAGAGCCAACGCCACAGGGAGACCACAAGACUGGCUAUUCUACAGGAUGGAAAAACAACAGUGUGGAUGUAAAGUCUGUGCUUGGAACUGGGCUAGAGGGUCAGCCCUUAGUAAGAGACACACUACAGAUAAAGGAUAUAUUUAUUGCAGUGAAAACCACAAAGAAAUAUCACAAGAGCCGCCUGGGCCUCCUCAUGCAAACCUGGAUCUCUCAAGCAAAGGAGCAGACAUUUAUAUUCACAGACUGGGAAGACCAGGAACUACGUAAAAUAGCAGGGAAUCAGAUGGUGAACACAAACUGCUCUGCAGUACAUACACGGCAAGCACUCUGCUGCAAGAUGGCUGUGGAAUAUGAUAAGUUUGUCUUGUCAGCCAAAAAGUGGUUCUGUCACUUGGACGAUGACAAUUACUUGAACCUGAAAGCACUCCUGGAACUGCUGUCUGCAUUCUCACCAAGCACAGACAUUUAUGUGGGGAGACCAAGUCUAGAUCAUCCAGUGGAAACCCCGGACAGAGUGAAAGGAGAUGGUUCGGUUUCUCUGAAGUUCUGGUUUGCCACAGGAGGUGCUGGGUUCUGUAUCAGUCGAGGCCUUGCUCUGAAAAUGAGUCCAUGGGCCAGUAUGGGAAACUUUAUAAGCACAGCAGAGAAGGUUCGUCUUCCAGAUGACUGCACAAUAGGGUACAUUAUUGAAGGGCUGUUGGAGGUUAAGAUGCGGCACAGUAACCUGUUCCAUUCACACCUGGAAAACCUGCAGAAGCUGUCAUCUGAUACUCUGCUGCAACAGGUCACACUUAGCUAUGGAGGUCCUGAGAACAAAAGAAAUGUUGUGAGGGUCAAGGGAGAUUUCAGUCUUGAACAAGAUCCAACUCGAUUCAAAUCUGUGCAUUGCCUUUUGUAUCCCGAGACAAGCUGGUGUCCUAAACCGAAAUCUCUGUCACCUGUGAGAUGACCUGUUGCUCUGAGAUUUUAUACCACGAUCUUCCUUCGAAUGAACAUUGCAAAACCGUCACAAUAUUACAUCUAUUGCCAAUUUAACUCAUUCCCAUAAUCGUCUUAAAUUACUAUUGUCAUUUUUUUUUCUUUUUUAAUCCCGGGUUAUUUAUUUUAAUUUUCCUUGGCUAUAAUGUAAUUUUAUAAUGGUCCUUUACCUGAUACCUCUCUUUCAUUAUUGGUUUGUUGGUAGUAACCUUUCUGUAAAUCUGCCACCACUCCUAGUGUUUUUUUCAGCAUGAGACUUGAUUUCACUCUUCAGAAUAUGUCAAACAAUUGUGAUAGAACCGUUUGUCAAUCUUUGUUACCUGUCUCUGCUUGUGCUUGCCUGAGCCCAAAAGCAUGACUGCCUAUUCUUUCCAGAUUCAGAUAGUUUGCUGAAUCACCCGAGCACUUUCAUUAGGUAAUUUUAUCAAGGGCUCUUUGUCAGAUCAGCUUUACUGAAUAUAAAUGCUUGAGUAGAGGGGAAAUUUAUGCCCCAUAUACUGUAUAUCAAUAUGCACUAUCACCUCUAUCUCUAGGGAUGUUUCUGAUCCUGUUUUUUUUUUAUAUAUAUAUAUAUAUAUAUAUAUAUACACACACACACUGAACCAGUAGUUCUCUGCAGCUCUGAGCAAUACUUUACCUAUGUAUUUAACUAAUUUGUGAUGGUUAAAGGGUCAGUAAAUUUUACAGAUUUCUAAAGUUUCCAUGUGUUACUUUUGUUUCAAAAGUCACUUGCAUAAUUAUUUUUUAAAAGACUAUAUAUUAAAAUUGAACUUCCUUUUUGCCAUAGAACCGUUAUAGAUUCAUACUUCUCCCACCCCCCUAAGCCGCACCUUACUUGGGAGAAGAUAUACUUUGUUUGUUUAGCCUACAGUAUUUUAUAUGCAUGCCUCCUUUUCCUCCCACCGAAGCUCGCUUAAAAUAUAGAAAGUGCAUGCCCUGUAGUAGCCCGCGCUUCUCUUAACAGGGCCCUAUAGCUGCAUUGGUCGUUUCAUCUACAGUAUAUUAUGCUGUGAGCGUAGAAAGUUGCGCAUAAACCACAGCACAGGGAAGCCAGGACUGAUGAUGUAUAGAAGAGUGCUUGCGCAACUGGCACAAACAGCGCAAUCUGUAUUUAUUUUAAAUUGGAUAUUAACAAAAACUUUAAAUAAAACAUACCGGAGGUGUGGGCAGCUAGGUAAUAAUCCAUGGAGCUAAUCUUUGCAAAUAUUGUGUACUAGUUAUUAUACAUAUUUAGUAAAAAUGCUUAAUUAAACUCAUAGUGAACAAAUAUGGCAUGUACAAAAUUUGAGAAAAAAUGUCAGAGUUUACUGUCUCUUUAAACGCAUAUAGUUGCAGUUAUUAGUAUUAAUAUUACAUGGUCUUACAAAUUAUAGCAUGUGUGUUUUGUCCACGGUAAUUGUCCUUUGUUUCCGUUUAUCACUAUCUACAAGUAAAGCUGUAGGAAUAGUUUGUUUCAGCCAAUGUAAAAAAAUAACUGAUUAUACAUUAUGCAAUUUGUCUUUAAAUGUAACAUCUUUUACAUUGUUUUCAUGCAAAAAUAUAUGAAUCUGUACAAAGUA
Bombina bombina (fire-bellied toad) is the source of this 2815-nucleotide messenger RNA. RefSeq names its product RFNG O-fucosylpeptide 3-beta-N-acetylglucosaminyltransferase (gene RFNG). The transcript is spliced from 9 exons. The record is from RefSeq and is a predicted model, not a curated record. NCBI's taxonomy places the organism in Eukaryota, Metazoa, Chordata, Amphibia, Anura, Bombinatoridae. Gene Ontology annotation, cellular component: membrane. Gene Ontology annotation, molecular function: O-fucosylpeptide 3-beta-N-acetylglucosaminyltransferase activity. Gene Ontology annotation, biological process: regulation of Notch signaling pathway. Bases 133 to 1227 code for a protein of 364 amino acids.